CCCGCCCUUAGGAAUAUGAAAGGAUUAUCUGGUAGCAGGAAUCAAUCACAGUUAUGCGCCAGUCAUACUUGUGGCUUAGCAUCUCCUGAGGAUUGUGAACAUGUGCAUGAUCAUGGGCACCAUGGGCAAGAAACUAGGCAAUCAUAUCUACUUAGUCCUACAGAGAGCUGUCAAAUGGACCACCACCGUUGCUCCCCAAGGAGUUCCAUUCAUUCUGAAUGCAUGAUGAUGCCUGUGAUGAUGAGCGAUCACAUGUCAAGUAGCACUUUUCCAAGAAUGCACUAUAAUUCCCAUUACGAAACCCGUGAUGACUGUGCUGUCUCACAUACUAGUAGUAGUAAAAUUAACAGAAUUCCUGCAAACUUACUGGAUCAAUUUGAAAAACAACUUCCUCUACACCGAGAUGGAUUUCACACGUUACAAUAUCAGAAGACAUCCACCGCUACAGAACAAAGAACAGAAAGCCCAGGAAGAAUACGUCACCUUGUUCAUUCUGUACAGAAACUUUUCACUAAAUCCCACUCUUUAGAAGGAUCAUCAAAAGGCAAUGUAAAUGGUACAAAAGGAGACAGUCGUGGAGAUGACCACCAUCAUGGCCAUUAUUCAAAGCAUAGCAAAAGGAGUAAAAGUAAGGAAAGAAAACCAGACAGCAAGCAUAAGUCUGGGAUGACAGGGUGGUGGAGUUCGGAUGAUAAUUUGGACAGUGAUAGCACUUACAGAAACCCUAGUGUAAUGAAUAGACAUCAUGUAGACCAUAUAUCUCAUUGUUAUCCUGAAUCUCUGCAGGGACACUUUGGAGAUCUUUCCCUUAAAACUUCUAAAAGUAACAACGAUAUGAAAUGUACAGCAUGUGAAGGUCUUUCAAUGACCCCAGAAGGAAAAUAUAUGAAAAGGAGCUCCUGGUCGACCCUUACCGUAAGUCAAGCAAAAGAAGCCUAUCGAAAAUCAUCCCUUAAUUUGGAUAAACCUCUAGUCCAUCAGGAAAUAAAAUCUUCCUUGAGACCAUGCCAUUACCUUCAGGUGCCUCAAGAUGAAUGGGGAGGGUAUCCCUCUGGAAGUAAAGAUGAGGAAAUUCCAUGUCGAAGAAUGAGAAGUGGCAGUUAUAUAAAAGCCAUGGAAGAGGACAGUGGAGAUUCUGAUACAAGCCCCAAAACAUCCCCUAAAAUAUCAGCAAGACCUGAACCUUUAUUGAAAUCAAUAGUACAGCGAUCGCAUGGAGAGCUCCAAAACCAGAGCUACCUACAAGCAGCAAGUGAAAUGGCCGCAGGACAAGUUCUGGACCCUUCAGGAAAUUAUAAUUCUCCAAAGUUUCGUUCAAGGAACCAGAGCUACAUGAGAGCGGUCAGCACGCUUAGCCAAGCCAGCUGUGUCAGUCAGAUGAGUGAAACAGAAAUUAAUGGGCAAUAUGAGUCGGUGUGUGAGUCGGUGUUCAGUGAAGUUGACUCUCAUGCAAUGGACGCUUUAGACCUCCCAGGAUGCUUCCGAACUAGAAGUCACAGUUAUCUGAGAGCAAUUCAAGCUGGAUAUUCCCAGGAUGAUGAUUGUGUUCCUGUAAUAACCUCUUCCAAUGUCACUUCCACAGCCAGGUCGACAACAGCUGUUUCGUACCCAAAUUAUAAGAAGACACCCCCUCCAGUUCCUCCACGCACCACCUCUAAGCCGCUUAUCUCAGUGACAGCACAAAGCAGUACAGAGUCUACCCAGGAUGCCUAUCACGAUAGCCGGACUCAAAGGAUAUCCCCAUGGCCUCAUGAUGGCCGGGGCCAUUACAACUCCACAGACAGCCUGGAUAGUAACAAGGCCAUGCAUCUCGCCUUGGAAUCAGCUGCGGCACAGCGCCAUGCCUCUGAGAGCAAGAGCAGCUCUGUUAAGAGCACCAGUGACAAGGCUGUUCUUGUGACCAAGUCAGAUGAAUUUAUAAGGAAACGGCGUUCCUCAAUAGGAAUCCAGGUGGAAGCUGCUGAUUCUGACACAGAAAGCAAAGGAAGGGAAUAUCAUUCUGUGGGGGUGCAGGUAGAAGAUGAAAAGCGCAAAGGACGAUUCAAGAGGUCAAACAGCGUGACAGCGGCUGUUCAAGCAGACUUAGAAUUAGAAGGUUUUCCUGGUCAUAUCACAAUGGAAGAUAAAGGCCUCCAGUUUGGAUCCUCAUUUCAAAGACAUUCUGAACCUAGUACUCCAACUCAGUAUGGUGCAGUAAGAACAGUGCGGACUCAGGGUUUGUUUAGUUACAGGGAAGAUUACAGGACGCCUGUAGACACUUCAAAUCUGCCCCCACCAGAUCCCUGGCUAGAGCCUGCUCAUGAUGUAGUGGACUCAGGCAGAAUAUCACCCACUCGACAAGAUGGAACAUGGUUUAUGAAGUUGCUCCAUGCUGAAACCAAAAGAAUGGAAGACUGGUGUAAGGACAUGGAGAGGGAGGCAGAGGAGAACGACCUUUCUGAAGAAAAUCUAGGGAAAAUCCGGAGUGCAGUGGGAAGCGCACAGUUGCUCAUGUCCCAAAAGUUUCAACAGUUUUACUGGCUGUGUCAGCAAAAUUUGGAUCCAAGUGCAAUGCCGAGACCUACUUCACAAGACUUAGCAGGAUUCUGGGACCUAUUGCAGUUAUCCAUUGAAGAUGUAAGCAUGAAAUUUGACAAGCUGCACCAUUUGAAAGCCAAUGAUUGGAAACCGAUGGAUUCUCCUGAAAAGAAGGAUGACAAGAAACCCCCAACUCCAAUACCAAAGAAACCUUCCAGGGGAAAGUUCCCUAUCACGCGAGAAAAGUCUCUGGACCUACCGGACCGGCAAAGACAAGAAGCCAGAAGACGUCUAAUGGCUGCAAAAAGAGCGUCUUCAUUCCGGCAAAAUUCAGCCAGUGAGCGUGCAGACAGCAUUGAAAUAUACAUACCGGAAGCCCAAACUAGGCUUUAA
Molecule: messenger RNA, 2910 nt
Organism: Bufo bufo (common toad)
Lineage: Eukaryota; Metazoa; Chordata; Amphibia; Anura; Bufonidae
Gene: DLGAP2
Product: DLG associated protein 2
Exons: 10
Coding region: 16-2910 (964 amino acids)
Biological process (GO): signaling
Cellular component (GO): glutamatergic synapse; postsynaptic specialization
Molecular function (GO): molecular adaptor activity
Source: RefSeq, a predicted model, not a curated record